UUGUAGUAAUCUAAAUUCAUUUAUAUAAAACAAGUAAUCUAAAAUUUGCUUAAGAAAAUUCCCGGCCCACUCUCAUCUAUACUCACAUAUCCCCUGCCGCCACCACCACUCUGUCACAGCCUCCCCCUCCUCCUGUCCCUGACCUAAGCCCCCUCUUUACCUUCAAGUUUCUGACAGACCAGUAAAUUAGAUAACAGUUUCUUUUUCAACGUUUAACAGAAUUGACUGAAAGAUGAGUGCUGGUGGUUUAAAGAAAAUGUUGGCUUCGGCCGUCGUAGUAGGGGUCACUGAAGCUCGAGCAAGAAUAUUUGGACAGAUACUCAACCCAACGGGACAGAGAUCAUCCCAUAAGAUCUUACGCAAAAAGCUCAUCGGGGACAAGGUUGCAGAAUGGUACCCGUACGACAUCAAGAACGAUGAUCCGCAUGUCAUGGCGCGUGAAGAAGAAGAGCGCUUAUCGAAGCUUGAAUCGUUGAAGAGACGUGGUAAGGGACCACCGAAGAAAGGCCAAGGAAGACGUGCCGCUAAACGCAACAAGUAGAGGUAAUCACAUGAGAUGGUUUUUGUUUUGACUUCAUAAAUGGCUGUUUCUUUAAUGCAGUUAGCCAUCUUGUUGGAAUAUGUUAGAAUUAAAAUCAAACCAAAUAUAUUUGAUUGUUUACUUGAACCAAAUUUAAAUUGAACUUAACAAACACCUAAUUGAAUACUAUGGAUUUGAAUUGAUAA
Molecule: messenger RNA, 726 nt
Organism: Gossypium arboreum
Lineage: Eukaryota; Viridiplantae; Streptophyta; Magnoliopsida; Malvales; Malvaceae
Product: mitochondrial 37S ribosomal protein S27
Exons: 2
Coding region: 233-541 (102 amino acids)
Cellular component (GO): mitochondrion
Source: RefSeq, a predicted model, not a curated record